UGUGUGUGUGGGUAUGUGUGUGUGUGUGACAGUAGGGGUUACGGCAGAAGAAUAAAAGCUAGCAGCGCCCCUUUAUUAGCAUUCCGGUCCUUCUCUCCCGCCUCGCUGUCCUUCUCUCCCGUCUCUCUCACUGCCAGCUGCUCAGACACAAACAGUCUUAUGCAACUAACCAGGCCUCAGCUCACCAACAGGAAUCCUACACAGUAUGGGACCAUAAUGGGGAGAAACAAAACUACAGAUAGAUAAAUCCACCUGCACAGAGCACCGGCUUUUUACAGAUCCAGCUUCCAAUCUUUUCGGAUCUUUUUGUUAUUUCAUCCUUUUGGGGUCUUUUUGUGACUUGCUAGUAUCCCGGUUACGACUUUGCCCUGCCGCUUCUGAAAGGAAAGUCUCUUCAGGCUACAAAAGACACUUGAGACGUAUAACUUCCUUUGAACAGUCUGCUGAAUUCCAUAGAAAGAGACAGAGAAGUGAUAUGACAACAGUUCUACCAUUUCCAAUCUUGUGUGUUCUCAUCUAGUGUUCUAGCCUGAGCAGAGGUCGUUUCAGUGCCUGAGGAUGCUGAACCUAAACUCCUCGGACAGCAACAGUAACUCCUUGUCGGACCCCGUCUCCCUCAACGUUGGCGGUGAGAUCUACACUACGACCCUGGACACUCUGACUCGCUACCGAGACUCCAUGCUGGGCGCCAUGUUCACCGGACAGAUCUCUACGCUUAGGGACAAACGCGGAAACGUUUUCAUUGACCGCGACGGGAAGAUUUUCCGCUAUAUCCUGAACUUCCUACGUUCCAGCUCCCUGGACCUGCCGGACGGGUUCUCUGAGAUGAGGCUGCUGAGGAGGGAAGCAGAUUUCUUCCAGAUACGACCCCUACUGGACGAGAUACAGCGGCACGUUGAGGCUGGAGCGCUCAGCCUGAGAGAUGCACCCAGAAGAGCCUUGCUGGUGGUGGACGUGGACUGCCAGGUGCGCGUGCUACACUUCAACCUUCGGCGUGCUCCCGAGAACUACGAACUCCGCACAUGCUCAGUGCGCAUCCUCACCGCCGAAAUCUUCUGCACCUGGCGUACCUUUCUGGUUCUCCUCUGUGAGCGUUUCUCUUACCGCACAACCCAGGGUCUUACUUCCCCCCUCCCCAGUGACCGGCGCUACAACCGUCUCAAACUGGAGUGGGUUCCCCGGCCAGACGAACUUCCCCAGGACCAGUAUGAGAAACAGCGGUACAGAGGACUCGUCAUCUCGGACUCUUGGGCCACACAGACCCACUUUGGUGACCUCUGUGAUGCCAUCACCCCUAGCCGCAGCCCAUGUGAGGUCAAAGACAUGCACAGGUUUUUGGAGGAGCUGCUCACGGUGUCUUUGGCAGAGGGUUUUAGGGUUGACUCGGUGACUCCUGACUCCAUGGACGUUUUGAACUGCCAUACUCUGCAGCUUGUACGGUAGUGAUGUAGCUCAUUCCAGCUCACCACUGAACCACCAGUUAUGGACUUAAUCAGACUAAAAUAACAAAGGUCACCCAAUAAUGUUUACAACCUACUGCACAUGACUGCUUAUGGAUGGUCAAUAAUUAACAUACUUUACUAAUACUGUAAAGUUCAAAGGUCGCUCUAUGAUGUUUACAAUCCUCUCUUUGGUGUGAAGCUGAGAGUGAUCCUGCCAUCUGAACCCUCUAACGAAUUCUAACCUGCAGUGGAACAGACUGUUCUUGACGUGUUCUAGUCUGUUCUAAACUGUAGGGUCGGCCUACAUCUGGUUUUACAGAAUAUACCCUGUCCCCAACGAUAAGGAAUGGUUGUCCGUUCAUCCUGUUGGAUGAUCAGUGCAAUUCUUAAAGAGGCAGAGAGAGACAUAGACCGGGUGUGUGAUUAGACGGAGUGUUUGGUGAGUAACUGUGAGAAUGUAGGAGGGGGGAUCCGAACAUUCCAAAGAGUGGGUAUCAGUACUUCUGCUGGUAAUGUUUUGUAAAAAAAAGUGUUAGAGAACUGUGUAGCAAACUGACCAGUCUGUAGAGUUGUUUACAGCACAUCAAGUACACUUUAAUAAACACUACGAAAUGAAAGUUAUUACUCACUGAACCCCUAUCAAUCAGACUGAUGCAAGCUCCUGUCUGGUAGACGGAAGCGGGAUAAGAUGUGUAAUUUUUGAUUGGAGGAAGGAAGGAAGAAAUAUGUGAGAGGAAAAGAUGAGUAUGGGAGAGCAACAUGGAGGACUGUAGUGCCCAAAAACCUGUUUUUGCAUGGGCAGCACCAUUGGGGACUUUCAUUAUUUUUAAGUAGUCAACUGGGUGGUACUUCUUAUGUGUUAAGGAAGGAUCACAUGAUUCCAUACGGGUCAUCAGGAGGGAUCAGCCAAUUAAUUAUAUUCGUCAACCUUGGCUUUUCAAACAACAUGCUCUAGGUGGCAGUAUGCAUGCCAACUCAUAGAAGUAGAAGAACAAGAAAAUGGACUACUUCAAAAUGGAGAUGGCCUCAAUGGCGCUGCCCAUGCUCAAACAAUUGCCAUAAUGGGUCAGAUACAAUAAUGUGAUGUCUAUCUAAGCAUAUGGAGAGGAAAGAUGCCUGGUUGGAAAACAACCUCUAGCCACUUCCUCCUACCCCCAUCUACUCAGCUCGCAAUGCAUCUGUAACUUGCAGAUCCAAAGGAAACAUAUAAAGUAUGUGGUAGGAUUAUGGUCAUGGCUUUGCUAUUAUCCUUCCAAUAAUGUUUUCAGUGUUUUGAAUGAACUCAAAAGCAAAUGAAUGAAUUCACUGGCUGUAUAUGUAUCUCUACAGGGGCGAUACAGUGGAUCCCCAACUUUCUACAUCACAACUCCCUCACAAGGAGCUGAGGUCCUGAGCUAAUAAUGAGCGAACACUGUACAUUUUUCCAUUAUGUACAACUUGACCACAAAAAAAAAGCACAUUCCUAUUGAUUUGCAGGGUCUUUUGUUUGCUGGUGUAGCAAUGUUUAAUCAAGCAGAUGGGGUUGAAAUUAGCAGGAAAAGCAAUCUUUUGUAUGACUUUUCUUCAGAGUGCCUUAAACUAUCAUGAUUCUAAUACAGUUAAUAAUUGCCAAGCACUAAAUCAAGUGAAGUAUAAUCUCUUGUGGUUGCGUCUCAAAGACUGUUAUGUUGUAUCAUACAAUUACUCCGAAAAGUGCCAUCAAUGUGAGAUCAUUGUUUACACUAUAAGUAAUUCUGCAAAAUAAACAUCAUGAGUUUGAGACCUUAUACUUCAUGCAACAUCUGUUCACAAUAUAACAUUGCUUUCGGAAAAUCUACUAGGGGAAAUUCCAAAGUUGACUUU
Messenger RNA from Oncorhynchus tshawytscha (Chinook salmon), 3284 nucleotides. Its product is annotated as BTB/POZ domain-containing protein KCTD21-like. Gene Ontology annotation, biological process: protein homooligomerization. The record is from RefSeq and is a predicted model, not a curated record. The coding region runs from base 559 to 1443 and encodes 294 amino acids. NCBI's taxonomy places the organism in Eukaryota, Metazoa, Chordata, Actinopteri, Salmoniformes, Salmonidae. Gene Ontology annotation, molecular function: protein binding. The transcript is spliced from 2 exons.